CUUUAUCUUAUUAAAAUGAUCAUGAAUGACUUUCGAUGUGUUUCUGAUUGGCUGAUAUAACUGUUGAAUGACAUUGUAAGUGAGUGAAAGUAUCGCUCAUCUGUGAUCGCACUGAUGCUGUAACAAACACAUCUGCAGAUUUAUUACUGCAUCAGUCCGCGGUAUAUUAAUAUGAUCAUAUCGCUGUGUGAUUUGGCGAAGGCUGCUUUCCUGGAGAUUUGCUGAAAUGAUUCGUGUGUUUCUCGCAGGUCUUUAGCUGAUUCUGAUCAGAUGAAGUGCUGCUGUGUACUGUGUCAGUCUCAUGGUGUGUGUGUGAGGAAUGUGACACGAGUGUGAGAUCAAGCACAGCUUUUACAUGAUCAUCAUUUACUUUUGACCAGCGGUCUAAAUAUGACUGAAUAACGCAAACACAUGCUGAAGAUCUCCUGUUUUGUUAAGCUUUGUAUUUUGCUAAUUACAGGCAUGUAGAUGAUAAUCACCAAUAAACAAGAAUUAAAACACAGAAAAUAGGAAGCACUUUAGGUUCGGUUUUAUGGUGCAGCUUCCAGUUAGUUCAGGUUUUGUUCAGAUGACUAGAGAUGAAAGAGCAAACGAGACAGCGUGGGAAAAUGAGCAUCGACUCGGCUAAAUACAUGAAAUGAAUUGAUCAGAGUUUUGGUGGUGAUGUAAAGGUUUUCUGAGUCUAAUUUGGCUCAGGUUAACAGUGCAAGACAGAACUUGCCUCCUAACCACCGUCUGCUGCGGACAGCCUCCUACAGUACUGUGUAAUUAUCCCACGCAAGCCGGGUCACAAAUAUCCCUGCUUUCGACGGGACGACUGCAUAGUGUUCCUGAAGAGUCCAACCAGAGGAAAAAGAUGAAGGAAUGAUCUGAGAGUGAAUCAUCCGCUGAACACUAUCACACACAAGAAUGCGCAUUAAAUAUACCAUUUCUAUCAUCUUUAUUGUGGCUCUGGUCAUCAUAGAAAAGGAAAACAACAUUAUUUCAAAGGUGUCUGAUAAACUGACCCCCAGACUGACCCCGCUGACCCCGUUGCUGAUGCUCAGUGCUUCUCUCCUGUCCGCUGCGCAGCACAAUGUCUCGUCCCAGCAACACCUGAGUGCUCUGGAGAACUCGACUCGGAGCGUCCAGCGCACCGCGGCGUCCGCAGCCGGAGGACGGAAGCACAUCCUUCUGCUGGCCACGACUCGCACCGGCUCCUCGUUCGUGGGAGAGUUCUUUAACCAGCAGGGCUCCAGCAUGUUUUAUUUGUUCGAACCGCUGUGGCACGUGGAGCGCAUGCUGACCGUCGAGAGCGGUGGGACGAAUGCUACAGUCGCAGGCCCGGCGUAUCGAGACGUUCUGCGCCAGCUGCUCCUCUGCGACUUCUCUCUCCUGGAGAGCUUCAUUGAGCCGCCGCCACAGGAUCACGUGACCACCGCGCUCUUCCGCCGAGAGUCCAGCCGCUCGCUGUGCGAGGAUCCCGUCUGCACGCCGCUGGUCAGGAAGGUGUUCGAGCGCUACCACUGCCGCGAGCGCCGCUGCGGGCCGCUCAACCUGACGCUGGCCGCUCAGUCCUGCGCUCUCAAGCAGCACCGCGCCAUCAAGUCUGUCCGUGUGCGGCAGCUGGAGACGCUCCGGCCACUGGCCGAGGAUCCCCGGCUCGACAUGACCUUCAUCCAGCUGGUCAGAGACCCUCGCGCCGUCCUGGCCUCACGCAUGGUGGCCUUCUCCAGCAAGUACGACGUCUGGAAGCGGUGGGCAGUGGACGGAGACCUUCCGGUGGAUGAGGAUGAAGUGAGGAAGCUCAAGGGAAACUGCGACAACAUCCGCAUGUCUGCCGAGAUCGGCCUGAAGCAGCCACCGUGGCUCCGCGGACGCUACAUGCUAGUGCGCUACGAGGACAUCGCACGAUUCCCCAUGCGCAAAGCUGCAGAGAUGUAUGACUUUAUAGGCAUUCCCUUCACCGCAAAGGUGGAGGAGUGGAUCCUAAAAAAUACCCGAGCGUCUAAGGAGGUCAGUGGAGUUUAUUCCACCCAGAAGAACUCCUCGGAGCAGGUGGAGAAAUGGAGGUUUAGCAUUCCCUUCAAACUGGUGCAGCUGGUGCAGAAAGUGUGUGGACCCACCAUGACUCUGUUUGGAUACAAGUUUGCAGAGAAUAGAGACAUGCUGACUGAUAAAUCAGUAAGUUUGAUUGAGAAGAGAACAUUUUUAUGAUUCUACACCUAUACGUCAUGAGGAGGAAUGAUGAGAUUCAUGAAGUAAUUUGUGACAUGAUCGAAACAAGCUGCAAAAUGAACUCCUUGCAUCGCUUCUAAAGCAGUAUUGAAAAACAGAAUAUUAUUUCCUUUUUUGAUAAAUGGCCUGUGAGCUCAUUUGAUGAGUAGCUGAAGACAGGGAUUGCAUUGGGAUCUAGCAGGUGUUUGAAGUCUUCCUGACUGUAUAUACUGUACCGUAUGUGCGUUUGUUUGAGGAGAAAUGAGCUGCUGUGUGUCCAGAUAUUCUUACUGCAGCCGGAUUGCAGAACUCUGGGAACUAUAUCAAAGGAGAACUCAUACAGAAAAAAUAAAAUUUCAUAGAUUUAAUAUAUUGUCUUAUUUGACAAGGGCUCUUUGUUAGAAACAAAAGUGACAAUGAAUCAUUUCAUAAUUAUGUUCAUAUUACAUUAGUUCAGUUUGUUACGAAAAAACCAUAGUGUCUUGUAAUACAGGCUUUAAAAUGUCUUUAAAAGGAAUUAAUAAAGUUUUACUUAACCU
Onychostoma macrolepis is the source of this 2735-nucleotide messenger RNA. It is a transcript of the gene chst3b, whose product is annotated as carbohydrate (chondroitin 6) sulfotransferase 3b. The record is from RefSeq and is a predicted model, not a curated record. The coding region runs from base 910 to 2196 and encodes 428 amino acids. Lineage: Eukaryota; Metazoa; Chordata; Actinopteri; Cypriniformes; Cyprinidae. Gene Ontology annotation, molecular function: N-acetylglucosamine 6-O-sulfotransferase activity; chondroitin 6-sulfotransferase activity. The transcript is spliced from 3 exons. Gene Ontology annotation, cellular component: Golgi membrane. Gene Ontology annotation, biological process: carbohydrate metabolic process; N-acetylglucosamine metabolic process.